AUGGCUGUCAGCAUUAAAGACACCGUUGUCUCGGAGAAAGACGGACCUGUCCAUCUCGAGGACGUGAAAACUGCCGAGAGCGCUGGUAGCCACGAGCGUCGUAUGCUGAACGAAGAGGAUACUCGAAAGGUUGCGUUGAGAGCAAAGCGGAAGGUUGACUGGCGGCUUGUCCCAGUCCUUGGUGCUUCGACUGCUAAUCGCGACAGGUCACAGAUCUCUGCCGCCCGAAUCGCCGGCCUCGACGUUGAGCUCGGCAUCAACCAGGGAAAUCGAUAUUCCGUCGUAGUCCUUGUUUUCUUCAUUACAUAUUUCUUGUUUGAAGUACCUAGCAACAUCGUGCUUCGCAAGGUUGGCGCCAGCAAUUGGCUGUCCUUCUUAUGUUUCUCAUGGGGUGUGGUGAUCCUCGGUGCUGGCUUCUCGCGCCAUUGGACUGAUGUGGUUGUUUGCCGCCUCUUGCUUGGUUUGUUCGAGGCUGGCUUCUUCCCGGGUUCGGUAUAUCUGAUCAGUUGUUGGUACACCCGCUACGAAAUUCAGAAGAGACUUGCUGUAUUCUACUCGAUCAAUAUUCUCGCCGUUGGCUUUGGCAGUAUCCUCGCUUAUGGUAUCAUGCAACUCAAUGGCAAAGGCGGCUACCUUGCUUGGAGGUGGAUUUUUAUCAUCAACGGCCUGAUGACCAUUUUCCUCGCCAUUGUUGCCAAGAUUGGUAUCAUCGACUUCCCCGACAAGAUUCACCUCUCAAGACGGCCAUAUCUCACCCCGGCGGAGGUGCAGGCCAUCCAAGACAAGCUUGAGAGGGACCGCCAAGACGCUGAGUAUGACCCAUUGACAAUGGCUAAGGCAAUGGACGCGCUGGGUCGAUGGCAGCUCUGGCUCUACUCUAUACAGUUUAUGUGCAUCACCUCCAUUGUCUACUGCCUCGCCUUCUUCAUACCCAUCAUCAUCGCGGGCAUGGGAUACGACACGGGCACCACAUUCCUUAUGUCCGCUCCUCCGGCCGUUGCUGCCGUGCCGUGGGUCAUGUUCGUCUCGUGGGCAGCGGACCGGUACAAGUGCCGCGCCCCCUGGAUCGUAGCGCAGGCUCUUGCCUGCGUCAUCGGCAUCCUCAUCGUCGGCUACGUGAGGCAGAGCAACAUUCGCUUCUUUGGCCUCAUGAUGGCCACGGGGGCGGCGAACGGCAACAUCCCGACUGCGAUUGCGUGGCAGGCUAACAAUAUCCGCGGGCAGAGUUUGCGGAUGGUUGCGUCAGGUCUCCAGGUUGGCUUUGGCGCAAUAGGCGGCAUCUACGCGAGCACUGUCAUGAUGGAGCGAGAAGCGCCACUGUAUAGGACUGGCUUGUGGGCAGUCUGUGGCACACAAUUUUUCCUCGUCUUGUCCACAGUCUUCUUGUGCGUCUUUUGCUGGCACAAGAACAAGAAGGCAGACAAAGGCGACGUUGUGAUUGAGGAGAUGGAUGGUUUCAGAUACACUUACUGAAAGUCUUUUGUGGUUCCCGGUUCAUUCUGAAGUAAUGAAUAUGGUCGCGGGUAGUGAGUGCGUUGACAUGGUCGAUGAAUUUGGACUCUCACUUGGCUGCUGCUCUGUUACACAUGUGAUCGGAGCUCUAGUUCGAUAGUCUCGAGGUGGUCGGAAGGGCCCGAGGGCGUAGGGAUAAUGGGGCAGCAUGCUAGUAUUCAGACUCCUAUAAGUCCUGUUUUAACAGUGCCCGUGUAGCAUUGCACCGAAUCCCAGCUUCGCCGUGCCAAACCUACAAUCAAGCGAUAUCUUGCUGCAGCUCAAUUCCAAGCAGCCAGACCCUCGAAGCUCAUCUCGGAUAUUUGAUUGGGUGGCGGAACAUUUCACCCUUCCCGCAUCGAGACAAAUUACCGUUCUAGGUCAGGACCAGACGUCAGCCCCUGGGCGGUUUGCUCAG
This is a messenger RNA of Microdochium trichocladiopsis, 1909 nucleotides long. Its product is annotated as major facilitator superfamily domain-containing protein. The record is from RefSeq and is a predicted model, not a curated record. Gene Ontology annotation, molecular function: transmembrane transporter activity. Bases 1 to 1473 code for a protein of 490 amino acids. The transcript is spliced from 10 exons. Gene Ontology annotation, biological process: transmembrane transport. Gene Ontology annotation, cellular component: membrane. Lineage: Eukaryota; Fungi; Ascomycota; Sordariomycetes; Xylariales; Microdochiaceae.